Dufourea novaeangliae is the source of this 2790-nucleotide messenger RNA. It is a transcript of the gene Nop17l, whose product is annotated as protein kintoun. NCBI's taxonomy places the organism in Eukaryota, Metazoa, Arthropoda, Insecta, Hymenoptera, Halictidae. Gene Ontology annotation, cellular component: cytoplasm. The record is from RefSeq and is a predicted model, not a curated record. The coding region runs from base 23 to 2608 and encodes 861 amino acids. The transcript has 4 exons. Gene Ontology annotation, biological process: axonemal dynein complex assembly.
ACACGCGACAUCAUUUCAUAAGAUGGACGCGUACGAAACACAUAGGAACGAGUGGGAAGAUUUGGAGGUGACCAAGGAAGAACUGACAAGAUUGACAGAGUGUUUGAAGAAGGAGGAAUUCCGGAAAUAUCUGAUCGAGUACGCGGAGACGGUGACUGAUCCAGAAAAUAAGAAGCUGUACGAGAAGGAGAUCACGCAGUUGGAAAAAGAACGGGGCGUCGACGUUACAUUCGUUAACCCGGAAGCUGGUUACGUCAUAAAAACCAGCGUGAAUGGAGACAGGAAAUGUUUCUUAAACAUCAGCAAGAGCGACAUCGUGGCACGACCAAGCAGUGAACCUUCUUACGAACAAGGUCAUCGAGGUUUGCAAUGGUCUAUCCCCUAUACUCUUGUACCGCCUCGCGACGACCUUGACAAGAAGAAUGUCCGUUGCAUGGUCUUCGACAUCGUCUUUCACCCCGACACGAUCUAUCUGGCGUCAAAGAAUGCACGAUUUCGUGACAUUGUCAACAACACUGCCAUGGAUGGCGUGGAGAGUAACUUCAAGGUGAAACUGGACAGAAAGAAUCUCAAAUUUCCAAAAAUCAACUACAAAGGUGUAUGUCAGCCUACAGUGAUCAGAAAACCCUCCAAGGAGCCACCAAAUGAACAGCUGGACAUAGAGCCAGAGAUCUACCAAAAGCUGAUGGCAGACUACGAUCAGAAAAGAGAACAGCGUACAAAGUGGUUAGAAGAGAAGCCAAAGCGUGUAUCUCCACCUACCACCUACUAUAAUGACAAACCUGUUACGGAUCCAUUUACAAACAACAAAUAUGCAACACCCAAGUUCUUUAUUAAACAUCAGUCUGAUUUGGAGCUGGAGGACUUUAGUAACAGUAGAAAUGCAAAAAUGAAUGCUACCGUACCUAAAAGAUUAAUUAUUUCUAUAGAUCUGCCUUUACUGAAAACUGCCAAUGAUGCAUCUUUGGAUGUACAGGAACGUUUUUUGUGCGUGAAAAGCGAAAAACCAGCAAAGUAUUUGCUGGAGUUACCCCUGCCCUACAAUGUGGACGCAGACCACGGCAACGCGAAAUUUGAUGCAAAGCACAAAAAGCUUGUGGUAACUUUGCCAGUCAUUCCACCAGUGGUAUCUUUGUUGGACACCAGAGAAGACAGUGGUGUCGACAGCGAUCACGGGAGUCCACUGCCACUGUUCCGUGAAGAUUCCUCAGAGGAUGCUCCUGGUCAAAGUAGUUCGAGUGAUCCCCCGCGGAAAUUGGUCGAAGAAUGCGAAACAGUGCUUGCAGUCGCGGAAAUAGAUAAGAAAAGUAAACAUUAUGAGGAAGAGGAGGAGGAGGAGUGUGGUGAUACAGCACUACGGACUAGUCCUAUAGAAAACACUGAUACCUUUUUAGAUCCUAGCAUUAAGUAUUUACUGCCACCGUUUACAUGUAAUAUAUACGAUAAUCAAUUAGCCGUCACUAUAAAUGUAAAGAACGUGGAUCCGAAUUCCAUUCGUCGUAGAAUUUUACAAAAUAAUUUAGGGAUACACGUUACGUUAACGUCUGUAGGCGCAGGAUUUUUUCCACAGCACUACUCGCUUUGUUUAAAACUAUACGCGGAUUCUGUGUAUCCAGAAUCCCUCACAAUCGAACCGUGGGAUAACAACGUCGUGUUUAGCGUAAUGUUAAACAAUACUGAAAAUUUAGCGCGAUACUACUUCGGUGUGCGGGAUGAAUUCAUGGAAGAAAGGGAACUUCCUACCGCCGCAUCUUUCAGGCGUCAAUUGAAAGCAUUGACGACGAUGGAAGACAGUGGACAGGAAAAAGACAGGAUGAUUGAUGUACAAGCAGAAGAUGACGGUGUCGUUAUAAGUAUUAGAUCGAAACAAUUAGAUUCCGACGACGAAGAGGGUCAACAACGUACAAAGUCUAUACAACGCCGACAGAGUCGACGAUACGCCAUGACAAAAACUAGAUCUGUUUCAGAGAGCAGCGGAGAUGAAUUAUCAAAUAAUAGUGUAACAAAUACUGCAGGUACAUUCGCGAAAGGUAUAUUAAAGUCACGUCGGACUCACGAUUUUUCACGUUCAGUAUCCGAAUCGAGCGCCGACGAAAGCGGAAUGCCCAUCUCGUCCAUAGAUUGUCAGUACGAUUCGGUGCAAGAUAUCAAUUCCGAAUCGGAUUGUUCCAGUUUAAAGAAAACAGUACGAUUCAACGAUGUGGUGUCGCGACAAUUAUUUAGGUCUAAUUCUAGUAUUCUUGGUCAACGAAAGAAAAAUCAGCGCAAGCUACGAAACAAAAAACGCGCGUACGAACGCCGGAUGAGCGAGAGCGAAAACUCCGAAACGGAGGAACGGGAUAAAUACAAGGCGAGUCCAAAAACCACGGAUUCUUCCGAGACUGUGAAACCUAUCCUUAAUCGCGAUAAGCAAUCGACGCAACAGAUAACUGCCAAUAUCGAAAUCAAGAAAGGGGGUAACGGUAAUAACCGUUCGAUGCCUAAUCGGGAAUCCAGCGUCCAGGAAGAAACGAUUAACGAAAAUUCUGCAGAUAGUCCGAUCAGUGAUACGAAAUACACGGUCAAGGCGGAAUUUAAAAAUGAUUUAAUAUUCGAUCUCGAUAUGUAAAUCUUGACGAUUCAUCGAGACACACGUAUGUGAUAACUUUUAAAGCCAUGCGAGGAUCGACGAUCCGUUAAAAUAGAAACUGUUGUCGCAACGUAACUCGAAAGGCUAACUACUAAAAAGGGGAAAAGAGAUCGUAGAACUUGUUUAGAAUUAUGUGAUAAUUUUUUAGCGAUUAAGCAGUG